Molecule: messenger RNA, 2127 nt
Organism: Ilyonectria robusta
Lineage: Eukaryota; Fungi; Ascomycota; Sordariomycetes; Hypocreales; Nectriaceae
Exons: 4
Coding region: 286-1899 (537 amino acids)
Biological process (GO): endocytosis; Golgi to endosome transport
Cellular component (GO): endosome; plasma membrane; clathrin vesicle coat
Molecular function (GO): phospholipid binding; clathrin binding
Source: RefSeq, a predicted model, not a curated record
GUGCUGGCAAACGCCCAGGCCAUGUACUCUGUAGCUUAUUUGCCAUGUUCCAGUGGGUAAUCACGUGAUUCGACUCCCCUCCACGCUGGCAUUAGGCUCGCCACAGCUGAGGCCGGAAAGUCCAGGUGUCCGAGAUGACUUUGGCGCAAGGGGCAACUUGACAUCAUCUUGUUGGAAUAGUUACCAUCCAAGCUGGCAGCACAACACCAAGCAUUGCCGCGCGCUCCUGUUCCUCCGCCCGCCCAUCAUCUUCACGGUGUCUAGCCCCCUGGAUCCCCCGCAACCAUGGAUUUGAACGACUUGAAGUCCACCGUCUCGAACCUGUCCUUGUAUGACAUCAAGGCCGGGUUCAGGAAGGCCCAAAAUGCGGUAAUGAACUUUACGGAGAUGGAGUCCAAGGUGCGAGAGGCCACGAACAACGAGCCUUGGGGAGCAUCCUCGACUCUGAUGCAGGAGAUCGCGAGCGGCACCUUCAACUACCAAACUCUCAAUGAGAUCAUGCCCAUGAUCUACCGCCGCUUCACAGAAAAGGCCGCCGAGGAAUGGCGCCAGAUCUACAAGGCCCUCCAACUACUCGAGUUCCUCAUCAAGCACGGCUCUGAGCGCGUCAUUGACGACGCCCGGGGCCACAUCUCCCUCCUCAAGAUGCUCCGCCAGUUCCACUUCAUCGACGCGAAUGGCAAGGACCAGGGCAUCAACGUUCGAAACCGAGCCAAGGAACUCGCUGAGCUUCUCGGCGACGUCGAGCGCAUCCGGGCCGAGCGUAAGAAGGCGCGAGCGAGCAAGAGCAAGUACACAGGCGUGGAGGGCGGCGCGACUUUUGGCGGCGGCUUCUCCAGCGGCGGUGCCAGCUCCAGCCGGUAUGGCGGCUUCGGCAGCGAAAGCGCCGAUGGGGGUGGUGCUCCUGGAGGCUAUGGUGGUUACUCGGGAGGCGUCUACGGCGACGGCGGCGGCUUCGGAGGCCAAACAAACGAGUGGCAGGAUUCCAGCAGCCGAGCCGACCGAUUCGAAGAGUACGACGAGUUCGAUGAGGGUGAGAGGCCCGCACCGAGCUCCACCAGAACCGCAAAGCGACCUGAGCGAGCCGGUGUUAAGAAGACAACAGCCGAGCUUCCUAAGAAGAAGGAGCCCGAGGUUGAUCUGUUCUCCUUCGACGAUCCCGCGCCGUCAUCCUCGUCUGCAGCCCCCGGUGCUUCUUCGUCUGGCUUUGCUCCCUUAGCCCCGAGCGGCACUUCCGCUUCCGCCAACGACGACGACGAUGAGUUUGAUGACUUCCAGGAGGCCACUCCCGCGGCUCCCAGUGCCUUUGGACAGACUGCCAUGGCUCCCGUGACAUCGUCAGCCUCUUCGACCGCCCACUUCGCUUCUCCUCAGCCCCGAUCCGGCCCUCAGCAGGCCGACAUCAACCAGAUGGUUAGCAUGUCAUCCAUCUCGCCUGCUCCCAGCGCAUCGGGCACUCCAGGUAUCAACUACUCUGCCUUUAGCGCCCCUGCUGCUGCGCCGGCCGCCCAGCCCAUCAAGCCAGCUGCCUUCCAGGCUUCCGGACCCAACUACUUUGGUACCGUCCAGGCUCAACCCGUUGGCGCUCCACAUGUGUCUGGCUUGCCAGGCAUGUCUAGCGUAGCGUCCAACACGCCGACUACCAUGGGCAACAUGAAGCCCGUCACCAGCUCUGCGAACAAGCCUGCGGCUGCUGCUGGCGGCGAUGCCUUUGGAGCCCUGUGGGGCAAGGCCAGCGCGGGCAUGAAGAAGCCCAACACCCCUACCGCUGGUCCCACGAUGGGCCAGCUCGCCAAGGAGAAGAGCGCUGCCGGCAUCUGGGGAGCCCCUGCUGGCGGGUCUUCACAGCCACCUGCUCCUAAGACAGGCGGAUCUGCGAUGGACGAUCUUCUUGGUUAAGCAACGUACGUGAAUGUCCAAUAUUACAAGCCACCACCUAGACCUGAGACUGGGACGGGCCUGGUUCAAAGUAACCGUGAGGAACAUGUCCCAGCGGGUGCCAUGGGGUGGCCCUAAGAAUGUAUGGAUAACAAAGCAAUGGGACAAGCAUGUUAUUUUGAUGAUAGGAUCCUAGAUAGGCGUCUGGCGCAAAAAAUGAACUGACAUGUCAUGCCAGUUUGGUCUUGA